AUGGGUGACACUACGCUUGGUGAUACUAAGCCGCGGAUCGCCAUCGUCGGCGGUGGCGUUGUUUCUAUGAUCUUAACCUUUGGCCUGAUCCAGCGAAAGAUACCAGUACGCGUGUACGAACAAGCUUCUGGGUUUCGAGAGAUUGGGGCGGGCUUUGCUUUCUCGGCAUGUGCCCGUCAUUGCAUGGACCUCCUGAACCCCUCCGUCACCGAAGCCCUGAAGCGAUGCGGCGCUGUGCCUAUCUCAGAUGAGAACGAGAAAGACAACUAUCUGCGUUGGAUUGAUGGGUACAACCAGCAUCGACUGGAUGACCUCAGCUACCAGAAACCUCUCGCCCAGAUUGGAGGUGGCGGCUUCCGAGGCUGCCGACGAGAUCAGUUCCUCCAGGAGCUUGCCAAGGAUCUGCCACCCGGAGUAAUCGAAUUCAGUAAACGAAUGGAUACUUUGGAGCAUAGAGAAGAUGGGAGUAUUCUCCUGACGUUUGCAGAUGGUACUACAGCUGAGGCUGAUGCCGUCAUUGGGUGUGACGGUAUCAAGUCCAAUGUUAGAAAGUCUAUCCUGGGUAUUGAAAAUAAGGCAUCAUACGCCCAGUACACGCACAAGGUUGCUUAUAGGGGUCUUGUCCCAAUGAGUGCCGCCAUUGAGGUCCUCGGACCUUGGCUAGCCAACAACUUCCACCACCAUAUCGGCCCCGGAUCACACGUCACGCAUUACCCUGUGGCAAACCAUCAAGCUCUCAACGUCGUCAUCUUUCUGUCUGAUCCAGGGCCCUGGUCUGGCGACAGCAGCAUGGUGUCUGAAGGCUCCCGCGAUGAGGUUGAGGCUGCUCUGCAUGACUGGCACCCAAAAGUCCGAAAUCUGGUCAGCCUGAUGCCUACUAAGCUGAGCAAAUGGGGAUUAUUCGACCUGGGAGAUUAUCCGGUGCCGACAUAUUAUGACCGCUCUGUAUGUCUUGCGGGUGAUGCCGCUCAUGCAACCAGUCCACAUCAUGGCGCAGGUGCUUGUUUAGGUUUGAGGAAUUCUGUCGAGGUUGCAUUCGAUACCUUUGACAAGAUGCGUCGUCGACGGACUCAAUGGCUAGUGAACAGCAGUAGAAGGGUAUGUGAUCUGUACCACCAGCGCGAGUGGGCAGAUCCCGAGCGCUGGACCAAGGCAGAUACGUGCUUUGAAGAGAUCCGAGACCGCUCGUACAAGAUUUGGAAUUUUGAUGUUGAGGGUAUGGUUCAGCAGACGCUUGAAAAGUAUGAGGAGCGACUACGGGGACAGCCUGAGAUUGCUGAAGGGUUCAGUGAAGAGGAUGGCUACACUUUGUAG
Fusarium redolens is the source of this 1314-nucleotide messenger RNA. RefSeq lists its product as uncharacterized. Gene Ontology annotation, molecular function: FAD binding. The transcript has 4 exons. Gene Ontology annotation, biological process: secondary metabolite biosynthetic process. The record is from RefSeq and is a predicted model, not a curated record. Lineage: Eukaryota; Fungi; Ascomycota; Sordariomycetes; Hypocreales; Nectriaceae. The coding region runs from base 1 to 1314 and encodes 437 amino acids.